UGUGGUAUUCCCAGCCCACAACCCACAACCCUCCGCGGGCUGGAAUGAAGUGAGGAGGCGGUGAGGAGGCGGUGAGCAGCAGUUUGUGUGGAGCUGAUGACAUUGGGCUGGAGAACUCCACUGAAUGGAAAAGCUACUUCGACUUCAACUGGCUCGGAGAAGAAAAACAGUGAUUUUUAACUGGGUGAAAAUAGUUUACUUUCAGCAAAACGGGCUAGAAUUAGUUGAUGCAAGCAAUCGUUCUGUUUUUUUGCGGAUUGUCUAAAUUGCCAGAUAAUUAGCAAAAGGUAUGCGUAAGUUAACUAACGUUAGCCAAGUCUGUAGUUUAAUUAGCCUAGCUAGCUAGCUAACUUUGGUUAGCUAAAAUGUACACACUACAGAUUGGAAGGGACGCUCGUAGUUUUUGGGGAACUUUCCACGAGUUUAUUACAUUGCAUUGAUGUCUCCUUUUUGAGUUAUGCUUUCAAGAAAGAAAAGUAAAAGCGAGGCGUCGAAACCAGCGGAAGUACACGGGAAAUAUGUGAAGAAGGAGACUUCACCAGUCCUGAGAAAUCUCAUGCCCUCAUUCAUCCGACAUGGACCCACUAUUCCCAGACGCACCGAGGUCCCUCUGCCUGAGCCUGGUCCCUCAGCCUACCCUGUGGGAACCAGCCCUGAACCUGUGGUGGUCCGCAACAAGAGCUUCCUGCGCGCCCCUGUGCAGAGACCACCCCACGAGGUGGCUCGGCGGGAGAGCCAUAGGAUGUCAGCCCCUCCGUACCUACCACGUAGCCUGGGGGAUAUAACCCACGAGUACGGAGGCUCCUCACAGUCCUUCCUCGCGGACGUGAGCGCCGCGGCUGAGAACGGUGACACUGGACGCUACUACUACCCCCCGCCUCCGGAACCUUACUACGACAGCCAGCAGCAGCAGCAGCAGAGACGGCCUCAGCCCAGGCCCCAGCAGCCCAGAGCACCUGAACGCUUCCAUGAGGACUAUAGAUACUAUGAACACAACGAACACCCAAACUUCCAAAGACUACCACCACCACAACAACACACUUCCCCGACCCCAAACAGACCGCCAACAGGUAUUGGUCGGAUGCAGGCUAAGUCUCUGGGGAACCUGUCCAGUCCGAGCGGCGAGGACCUCCCCCUGCCCCGUGGUUGGACGGUAGACUGGACCAUCCGAGGCAGGAAGUACUACAUCGACCACAACACCAACACCACCCACUGGUCCCACCCCCUGGAGAGAGAGGGUCUGCCCCCUGGCUGGGAGAAGGUGGAGUCAGCUGAGUUUGGGACCUACUACGUGGACCACCUCAACAAGAGGGCUCAGUAUAGACACCCCUGUGCUCCUAGCGUGCCUCGUUAUGACCAGCCCCCUCCCCUGCCCCCUCCGGUAGUGUACCAGCCUCGCCCCUCGGAGAGGAACCAUCCGGUACUGGUACCAGCCAACCCGUACCACACGGCAGAGAUCCCUGACUGGCUACAGGUGUAUGCCCGCGCCCCGCUCAAGUAUGACCACAUCCUGAAGUGGGAGCUGUUCCAGCUGGUGGAUCUGGACACGUACCAGGGCAUGUUGAAGCUACUCUUCAUGAAGGAACUGGAGCGCAUCGUCAAGUCCUACGAGGCCUACCGUCAGGCCCUGCUGUCUGAGGUGGACCAAAGGAAACCGAGGCAGCAGUGGUACACUCAGGCCCAGCAGCAGUCGGGCAAGAACUUCACAGGGAACAUGUGAACUGGGUCGUAAAUUCACUAGGAAGCAAACGGGGGAGAAAACAAAGAAGGACCUACCUGAAUUUGUCCAAUAAUAAACCAGUUGGUUGUUGCUAAACAGUUUUGCUACAGUGUGCACUAAUGAAUACAACCCCGAAUCGACUGGACGGAGGAAUGGACUCUGUGCUAGCUCAACAUUGGACUUCAAGGACUCUCAUUCUACACUGUUCAUACGGAGUUCAGCCCGGGUGAACUGUUGUC
Oncorhynchus keta (chum salmon) is the source of this 1959-nucleotide messenger RNA. Its product is annotated as protein salvador homolog 1-like. Gene Ontology annotation, molecular function: molecular adaptor activity; protein binding. The transcript has 5 exons. Lineage: Eukaryota; Metazoa; Chordata; Actinopteri; Salmoniformes; Salmonidae. The record is from RefSeq and is a predicted model, not a curated record. Bases 458 to 1720 code for a protein of 420 amino acids. Gene Ontology annotation, biological process: regulation of cell population proliferation; apoptotic process; hippo signaling.